UCGGGUUACAACAAACUCUUGUAAACGAUCUCACAGCAGCUGAGACAAGGAAACACUCUUUCAAUAAUUUACACAUCUGUGCCUGAUACACCGCUACAGAACAAAAACGGAGUUACGAGAGGAGGAAGGGUUUUUUUUUUAUCGAGGAGAUCCAACAAAACAAGCUAACAAACAACAAAACAUGCUGUGAAGAGACUUUUCCCUGCGCUGCCAGGAUGAAGACUUGAGAGAUUUUGUUCAGAUUAACUUGUCAUCUUGUUGACUGACCACUCUUGUGUCCCACUGAGCUGAAAGAGGAAGACUUGACCAUGGACUCUUUCAGCACCAAGAGCUUAGCCCUGCAGGCGCAGAAGAAGCUGAUGAGCAAGAUGGCAACCAAGAGCGUGGCCAACCUUUUCAUCGACGACACCAGCAGCGAGGUGCUGGACGAGCUGUACCGCGUCACCAAGGAGUACACCCGCAACCGUAAAGAGUCCCAGAAGAUCAUCAAGAACUUGAUCAAGAUGGUGGUGAAGCUGGGAGUGCUCUAUAGAAACAACCAGUUCAACAGCGAGGAGCUGAUCCUGGUGGAGAAUUUCAGGAAGAAAGUCCACACUCUGGCCAUGACGGCAGUCAGUUUCCACCAGAUCGAGUUCACCUUUGACCGCCGCGUCAUGAGCGCCAUUUUGAAUGAGUGUCGUGAACUGCUACACCAGGCCAUCAAACGCCACCUGACAGCCAAGAGCCACUCGAGAGUCAACCACGUCUUCAAUCAUUUCGCCGACUGUGACUUCCUGGCCACUCUCUACGGGCCCUCGGAGGUUUAUCGCGCUCACCUGCAGAGGAUCUGUAACGGUGUCAACAAGAUGCUCGACGACGGGAACCUCUGACCUCUGUUUGCCUCGCCAUCAGGCGCCUUUACCUCUAGUCACCCUUCUUAUACCAUCUUGUAGGUUUUAUUCUUUUAAGGUGACAAUCAUGAACAUUUUAUUUUUAAUUUGUUGGUUUGUGUUUGUGUGUGCCUUUCAGAUAUAUUACUGUAACACUGAAAUUCUCUUGGCUAGUUAGUCCAAAGUCUUUUUCUUCUCCAGCCUGACUUUCUGUUAUUUCACAGGAAAACAAAACCCAGCAGAUGCUCUUUUUUUAAUGAAUGUAAAACUCCAUGCUCUAAUCAGUAUAUGCAGGGGUUUGAGUCUUGACAACUGUGCCUUGGAAAAAAAGACAACAACAAAAAAAGAUUUUCUUCAAUCCAGGAGCAUUAUCAUUGCUCUCUUACUUAAUCAAAAAGACAUGAAUCCAGGCACAGGCCUCCAGUUAUAUCUCUGUCAGGUGCCUUUUUAAUGGACGAAAAUGUUUCUGGGAGCACCAGGAGAGGAAGCGAAUUUCCGUCUUUUCCAAAUACCCAAAGACAUAAAGAAGUGAUUUUUUUUUUUUUUUUUGGUUUGUUUGUUUUGUUUUUUUCUAAAAGUAGUAUUGCACUCAAUCCUGAACAAGCGCUGUACUGUACUUUUGUGCAACAGUGAAACCAUGUGAAGCAUGGCAGUCGAGUAAUCCUGCUUAGCCUGCAUUUUACAGCUCUCACCAUCAUGCACUGAACUCCACUUUGUAGAGAGGCCAGGCUUUUGUUUAGAAGGCGCUAUAAACCCAGUUUUCCUUUAAUAGUCUGGUUUGCAGCUAACACAGUAAAGAUGAAGUAUUUGGGUCAUAAUGGGACCGUAAACAUGAAGGAAUUUGAUUGUGCUGUAUAUUAUUAAUUGGCUCUGCGCUGACUGGAAGGUCUCAUCUGUUCAGAAAAACUUCUAGUUUGUGACUGUAAAUGUCAUAAUCACAGCAAGGAAGCAGCACAAUGUGGCACCAGGUGCAAAGGUUGCUCUGGCAUUUUAUCAGAUGGGAAUAAAGCACUAGAGCUGGCAAACCUCUCGUCAUAAUAGAUGUUGGAGCCCCGGGUCAGCUGUGUUUCAGAUUUAUUGGCAUUGCCUCAGGUUUAUCCUAAAAGCACAAAAACUCUGGUUCGAAUUCUGACAGAUAUGAACUAAAAAGACUCCCCAUGAGCAGUCAGAUGAAAGGCCGGACGAAAACGGCAGCUUGGUGUGUAUGAAAGGGGCCAGGCAGGAUAUAGAGAUUAGAGCAGAGACAAACACAGCACCUGAUUGUACUCUCCCACUGCAAUUAUAGCUCCACGCUCUGGGGUGGUAUAAUGGCAUGGAGCCUGCCUCUGUCAGGCAGCCACUCCAUUUCACCACACAGCAGCCUCAUGUAAUGUGAUGGAGAUAACCAUCUCUGUUUGUGCGACGCAUGUCCUUUAAUGGAGUGAAAGAUGUUGUUGUUUCUUCCUUUAUAAAGGAGCAUAUGAAUAGUUACUACUAUCCCUCUCCAACCUCGCAUAAUAGCUGUCUCUCCUUUUUGUCUAUGUGUUUUUGUAUCACUGAGCCUGUCUGGGAGAUUGUUUUGUGCUGCGGCCUCAUUUUGUAUUCUGUGUGUGUGUGUGUGUGUGUAUGUGUGCGCGCGUGCGUGCGUGCGUGUGUGUGGUGUGUGUGUGUUUGUGUGUGUGUGUGUUUGUGUACCUGUGAGAGAAUUGGAAAUUGAGCUGUGUAAUAAGCGCUGUGCUUUUCCAGAUAGGAUUGCUGAAACUUUAACUUCAUCCACAGCAGCUAGACCAAAGAAAAGAAGACUGAUGUUAUUUAAAAUGCGGUCUUUUAUCAGAGGAACACUUCAGAAAACAGUAUGCACUUGAUCAUUGUGACCCUGCUUAUGGUGAUAAUGAAGACAAAGGUGGUGGCUGUUGUGGUUUCAGUCCUUUUUUUUAAAUUACUAUUAUUCACCUUUUUAAUUCUUAGACGAGUUCCCUGAGUAUAUUCCUGUUUGUUAAACCCAUUUGAUUCUGACUGCAUCAUUGUGGGAGGCUUUGAAGUAAAUCCUUUUCUUUAAGUCCUCCAAAACAGUUGACUUUAAUUGUCUUUGGAUGCCAUUUUCUCCAAUCCCUCCACAUCUCAGGGUUAGUUUAAAUCUCUCUCAGUUUAAAAUCCAUGACGAUUGAAAGAUUAGGAACCUCUGCAACAGCCUCACUUAUUUUACUAAAGCUCUCAAAUGAAGCAUACUUUUCACAUUGCAUUUUUACUAUUGUGAAUUGUGAAAUGUUUUUUUUUUUUCACUUAUGUACAUAUGAUUGUUUUUCUGUCUCUAUAUUGUAUCCUGACACAACAAAUAUAAUACAGUUUACUUUUUUUAAAACAAUACAUUUCUUGUCCUUUUUUUUUUUCUCUUGAUCAAGCGCUGAGAGACUUCCCAUUUGUAUGUUGGAUGUUGGUAUUUUCUGGCCAGAUCAGGGGGGUAAUCUGACUAUGUCUGACCUGGAUUUAGUCAGCAAAAUCCCUUCCUCCAUGCUUCCGGCAUUGUUACGAAGCCAUGAAAGCAACCACAAACCCAUCCGACUGACAAAUAAUACAAGUCUGGGUCUUUUUUUUCUUUUUUUUUUCUUUUUCAAAAAGCCCACACAGCGGUCAAAGGUUGA
Messenger RNA from Seriola dumerili (greater amberjack), 3490 nucleotides. RefSeq names its product tumor necrosis factor alpha-induced protein 8-like protein 1 (gene tnfaip8l1). The coding region runs from base 309 to 869 and encodes 186 amino acids. Lineage: Eukaryota; Metazoa; Chordata; Actinopteri; Carangiformes; Carangidae. The record is from RefSeq and is a predicted model, not a curated record. Gene Ontology annotation, biological process: regulation of apoptotic process. Gene Ontology annotation, cellular component: cytoplasm. The transcript has 3 exons.